AUGGAGCAAUUCGGCAGAACGCGAGCUUGUACGAAGGAGUCGCAAGAAGACGCGCGGCCGAACAACGCGGUGGAGCUUGGGUGGGUCGUGUACUCGCUUGCGGGACCUUUUGCUUGUCAAAGCGCGGAAGGAGUGAUGGUCUCCGCAAGUUGA
Molecule: messenger RNA, 153 nt
Organism: Peronospora matthiolae
Lineage: Eukaryota; Oomycota; Peronosporomycetes; Peronosporales; Peronosporaceae
Source: the annotation of a GenBank genome assembly